Dendronephthya gigantea is the source of this 3817-nucleotide messenger RNA. RefSeq names its product AP2-associated protein kinase 1-like. The transcript is spliced from 11 exons. Bases 160 to 2382 code for a protein of 740 amino acids. Lineage: Eukaryota; Metazoa; Cnidaria; Anthozoa; Malacalcyonacea; Nephtheidae. Gene Ontology annotation, biological process: protein phosphorylation. The record is from RefSeq and is a predicted model, not a curated record. Gene Ontology annotation, molecular function: protein kinase activity; ATP binding.
AAGUGCUCAGAUUCUUCCUUUUAACUCUUUUAGUAAAGUUUUUAAUUUCGAGUUAGAAAAUCCGUCAAAAUGACCAUAUUCUCGACCUAGAAGGUCUCGAUUCGUCGCUUUUAACCAGGGUAUUCAUUUAUGAGUCUUUAGCUCAGUAUUUAAGCAGAAAUGAAACGGUUUUUACAAAAUUUAUCGGGGCCAACAAGUCCGUAUGUUGGCAAGACGUACCGCUUUGGACGAGUCGAGUGUAUCGUUGAAGACCAGAUUGCCGAAGGUGGGUUUUCGCUGGUGUUCCUUGUCAGAGCAAGCAAUGGCAGCCACUACGCACUGAAAAGAAUUUCAGUAAACAAUAGAAAAGACCUUGCCAUUGGAAAGCUGGAAAUCUCAAUAAUGAAAAAGUUGUCAUGUCACAAGAAUAUCAUUACAUACGUUGAUUCAUCUGUCACUGAAGUGAACUCAGGCAUCUUUGAGUUGCUUAUCCUGAUGGAAUAUUGCCGAGAUGGUCAUGUAAUUCAACUUAUGAAUGAUAACCUGAACACUGGUUUGGGUGAAAAUAUUAUCCUAAGGAUAUUCACGGAUGUCUGCGAGGCUGUCGCAACCCUCCACCAUUCCGAGCCACCAGUUGUGCAUCGAGAUUUGAAGGUUGAAAACAUUUUGCGAAAUUCAAAAGGAGAUUUUGUUCUUUGUGAUUACGGCAGUGCUUCGACGACACCAAUAGACCCGAAGGAGGGCAAAUUAUCUGAAAUAGAAGACGAAAUCCAAAGAUUCACAACUCUCUCGUAUCGAGCACCCGAAAUGGUGGACCUUUACAGCGGAAAGAUUAUUUACACAAAGUCAGACAUAUGGGCAUUAGGCUGUCUGCUGUACAAGUUGUGUUUCUUUACCGUACCGUUUGGCGAGAGCGUUCUUGCCAUUCAAAACGGUCAGUUCACUAUUCCAGACAACUCGAGAUAUUCCAAGGAUAUGCAUAAUCUUAUACGGUAUAUCCUAGAGCCGGACCCUGAUGUCCGGCCUGAUAUAUAUCAGGUGUCAUCAGUCGCAUUUCAACUUCGAAAAAUGACGUGUCCCGUUCAUAACCCUCAGAGUUCUUCGGUACCAAAGCAGCUUCCGGACGACAACAGUAAAUUAUCGACACCAGGCAAGUCAAAAGUCCCAAGAUCGGUUCAUGAACCAGUAUCAACUUCCUUGAUACCUAGAGAUCGACCACGAGCAGGGGCAGGGGGUGCACCUCCUGCUGCGAAUACCCCCGCCGCCCCUCCAACUGCAGAGUCUGCCACCCUCCUACAGCAGGCCCAGGCCUACCGCUAUAACGAUACGUCGCCUCAAAAAACAAACGUACAAGCACAUGUUGUCCGACAUCCCAACACCCAAAACAGUCUCCCAGCGAAUCAGCCUGCGUACUUAAACCCGUUCGGCGAACGACCAAGCAGGGACCCUUCUCCGGUCGGAAGGAGGUUCGUUGAUCGCGAGUUUACGCAUGUGCGUUCGCGGUCAGAUCCGGUCUUUGUGAAAAACUACAUAACAGCCAGUCAAGGCGGCGGGUCUCCGAAUUUAGUUCGCCCUGUGCCACAAAUAAACACUGUUCAGGUUACGCAUAGGCAAGAACCGACCCCGAACUUUCCAAAAUGGAAUCCUUUCAGCAACGAUUUUGUUUUAAAUACGGAAACCACUGACGACGAUUUUGCUAGUUUGCGUGAGCCCACGAUGCAACAUGAUCAGCAGAGUUCCGCACGAUUCGGUGAGCCCACUGUCCGGAAUGUUCAGCAGGGUUCCGCAAUAGUCGAGCCUGCAAAUCAGUGUGCUCAGCGCAGCACAGAACACACGUAUCCGCCGCAGUUUGUCAGCGGUAGCAUGCGUGCGCAAUAUGCGCAACAUCCUUCGAACACCAGUGCACUUAGCGUCCAGCGGACUUCUAAUGCCUCACCGUAUGCGAGUGAUUCUUCUCGUCGUUCCUCUGAUUGCGAUGAGGACGUCGUCAUGUCGCGACCAAUAGUGCGGCAGAAUGUCGACGGUAUUUUUAGCGGUCCAGGGAAAAACGAAUCGUUCGCAGACGGGCCUGUGAACGCCGGUUGUGACGUAGACGAGAUGACGACACAUUUCGAUCGUAGUACGAUAUUUUACGAACCGACCCUUGCACAGCCCGGGCAUACUAAUGACAAUUCUGGUGUAUUCGAUUCGGCGCCAUUCCGAAAACCAGCGAGGGCCACUCCGGUUGUCAAGGCGACGCCCGCACAACCUGUCAGCCCGGGAAGAGACCCAUUCGGAGCAGUGCCUUUUAAGCAGAAAGAUGCAGCGAAAUUAGCCCGCAGGCAGGCAAGAAAAAAUAAAGAACAAUCUAGCGGUGACGCCCGCAGGGUGCUGCCAAAUGUUCCUACUCAGGCGCGAAGGUAAUGCACAGUAAAAUAGGUUAGGGUACGUUUACAUCUCUGUGGUUUUUGCACAUGUGGUUCUGGCCUUAUUCGGAUGCAUGUUAGUGAAAUUUUCGAAGAAAACAACAGCAAGACGAUACUAUUUUGACUAGUUUUCGUCAUUUAACAUGAAGAAAGAGCGAAAAUCUUUAAAUUGGUGAUGUCAGAAUCUUCCUUAGGAUCUUUUACACUUGCAAUUAUUCCUGUGAUUUUCUUGUGAAUUUCUUCUUUUGGUGCAUGUGAACGAGGGAAUUAGUUACAGAGGCUCUGUUUGUAUUGUAUCUUGCAUGAACAUUUAUAACUUACCGACUCGUUUGUAUCAAUCAAAAGAUGAAAACCGCCUCUUAGUCGCAGCAAGAUUAAAUAAGUUUUAAUGUGACCCCAGUUUGGAUAACGGGCGGCCAAAGAACUAAACAUUUUGAUGUUCAAAGUCCGGCAAAUGCGGUCGCCUUUUUUUGGAGGGGGGGAUAGGAUUAGGUUUUCAUAGAUUUUUCUAAUUUUGUGAUCCCAUAGAGAAGAGUUACUAGAUUUUAAUAUGUAGCGCAACGGAAAAGUUAUUUAUUAAGUUUGUCCACCUUUCAAAUCUUCUAUAUGUUUUGCCGCUGUGGCCUCGGAAACCUAUUCAGGGGUAGAAUAACCCCUUUUCCCCAAGGUGCACCACUAGACUAGAUUAUGUGUGAACGUACCUUUAGUCCAAAUGCGGCUCGUAAACUUCAUGUCGUUAUGACAACAUUCACGUCACCAUAUUCUCUGCUUAGCAGUGUUUCCACAAUGAAGAAAAAUUUCCGUCAAAAUGACAACCGUAAAGGAACGAGGGAUCUGUGUGAAAAGAAAAUUCUAUGCAUUAUUCUUUUCAAACGUUCUCUGUUUCUCUCUUGUCAUUGUCAUCCCCCUACGAGGACAGUCAUAUGCAAAUAAGUUGUGGAAACCCUGCCGCUUACCAACACUAAAGAUAACCACGAUAGCUUUUAAAUAGCAAGAUUCGAUCACUUUCAUUUUUAAUACAAAAUACCGACAGCGUCGCCAGAUUGGGGACUGGGAGAGACCCCCUGCACGGGAUAUCCAGGCUCGUGUAAUUUUUUCAACAACUGAUAUUUUGCAAAUAAAUAUUUUUUAUUUAUUUGAAAUUAUCCUGUACAGCGUUUGCAAGUAUUUUGACAGAAUUUCAAGUUAUAGUCCUCAUUACGUCUCCUCAGUUCCCUGAUCCGACAAUACACUGGAUGCACAACUAUACUUAUCAAAAACAAAGUCAGAAUUAGUGAACUUCCGGAUCCCCAAUGAAAAAGAAUUAAUACAUCACUGAAACUCCAGGAAUGUUACACUAUGCAACUUUCCUUGCAACUUGCAAUUCGAUUCUACUCCUGAGAUAUCUAAAGUUGUCAAAUACGAACAUUUCUUACAAUCUGCUAACGUUUUCU